GCAGUCUGAACGCCAGUUCUUCCUAGUUUCCUAAGCGGCGUCAAGAGGACAUAACCAGCCAAAAUGAUCGGUAAAAUGAUCGGCCAGAAGUAUAUGUCCAUGGCCAAGACAUGGGUCCCAACACUGGCUGUCUGGGGCACAGUCGGAGGUGUAGCUCUGGUCCACUUCACAGACUGGCGAUUGGUUUUGGAUUACGUUCCCUACAUCAGCGGCAAAUUCAAGAAGAACGAAUAGUGUCAGUCAGGUCGUGUUGGAUUAUUUUUGCGCACACACUGAAAUAAUAAACCAGAACUGCUGCAGCCGGUACUUUGCAUUGUAGUUCAACUGCGUGCCAGGUCACCGGAGCCUGCCUUCAUCUUCAUCCUGCAGCUCAGUCAACAUCGAACUGUUCACCAUCAACAUCCUCUGAAAUGCUCUGCGGUUUGCCAUUUCCUAAGUCCUCAACCAGUGACAACAUGAAUGGAAGGAAUGUAACAGAUGACUCAUGGACUUUUGUUUUCUUGUCCUGCUUAGUUUGAGGUCGGGUAUUUAUUUAAUCAUCAGUCACCUGAGUGCUGUGAAUCAAACCUGAUUCACAAUUGGAAAAAUCUGUUCUUAAUGUCAUUCUGUGAUUGUUUUGAAGAGAAGUAAAGUAUGUGAGAUUUAUCCUACAA
This is a messenger RNA of Scomber japonicus (chub mackerel), 653 nucleotides long. RefSeq names its product cytochrome b-c1 complex subunit 10 (gene uqcr11). The coding region runs from base 64 to 234 and encodes 56 amino acids. The transcript is spliced from 3 exons. The record is from RefSeq and is a predicted model, not a curated record. NCBI's taxonomy places the organism in Eukaryota, Metazoa, Chordata, Actinopteri, Scombriformes, Scombridae. Gene Ontology annotation, biological process: mitochondrial electron transport, ubiquinol to cytochrome c. Gene Ontology annotation, cellular component: mitochondrial inner membrane.